AUGGAGCCCCCCGCAGCAGCCGCCGUGGCCGCCGCGUCCCUGGAGAGCGCCGGGCCGCCCGACGCCGCUCGCUGGCGCCGCUGCCUGCGGAGCCUGCGGGGCGCGCUGCCGCCCGACGUGCGGCGGGAGGCGGCCGCGCUGGCGGUGCUAGCGGGCUCCGUGUUCCUGGCGCAGUUGAUGAUUUUCCUGAUCAGCGUCGUCAGUUCCAUCUUCUGUGGGCAUCUGGGCAAAGUCGAGCUGGAUGCCGUUACGCUCGCGGUGUCGGUGGUGAACGUUAUUGGGAUUUCAGUUGGAACUGGCUUGGCCUCCGCUUGCGACACGCUGAUGUCUCAGUCCUUCGGCGGCAAGAACCUAAAACGCGUGGGGAUCAUACUUCAGAGAGGAAUCCUUAUCCUGAUGCUGUGCUGCUUUCCUUGCUGGGCCGUCUUCAUCAACACGGAGCGCAUCCUCCUGCUGUUGAAACAAGACCCCGAAGUCUCCAGGAUAGCCCAGAUUUAUGUGAUGAUUUUCAUUCCUGCUCUUCCUGCAGCGUUCCUCUUCCAGCUGCAGACAAGAUACUUACAGUGUCAGGGCAUCAUCAUGCCUCAGGUGAUCACUGGGAUUGCAGUGAACAUAAUCAAUGUGGGCAUGAAUGCUCUCCUGCUCUAUGCCCUGGACCUCGGAGUGGUAGGGUCUGCGUGGGCAAACACCAUUUCCCAGUUCCUACUGUCUAUUCUUCUCCUCCUGUACACAUGGUGGAAGAAACUCCAUGCCGAUACCUGGGGAGGGUGGACGAGGGACUGUUUCCAGGAGUGGCGCUCCUACAUCCAGCUGGCUGUCCCCAGUAUGUUCAUGGUGUGCAUCGAGUGGUGGACCUUUGAGAUCGGAACCUUCCUUGCAGGACUGAUUAGCGUGACAGAGCUUGGGGCCCAGGCCAUCAUUUACGAACUGGCCUCUGUAGCCUACAUGGUGCCCCUUGGCUUCGGCGUGGCGGCCAGCGUCCGAGUGGGCAACGCUCUGGGGGCAGGGAAUGCCAAGCAGGCCCGGGACUCCAGCAUCACGGUCCUCCUGUGUGCGGGUGUCUGUGCUAUCGUGCUGGGCGUUUGGCUUUCAGCGUUGAAGGAUGUGAUCGCCUACGUAUUUACCAGUGACCGAGAGAUUAUUUACCUUGUGAGCCGCGUGAUGCCUGUUUUUGCUCCCUUUCAUCUCUUCGAUGCCCUUGCAGGCACCUGUGGUGGAAUCCUACGAGGGACAGGAAAACAGAAGAUUGGGGCUGUCAUGAAUGCCAUUGGUUAUUACGUUUUUGGCUUUCCCAUUGGAGUAUCUCUGAUGUUUGCUUCUAAACUGGGGAUAAUAGGUCUCUGGUCUGGAUUGAUAGUGUGUGUCUUCCUUCAAGCCUUUUUCUACCUGGCACUGGUCUGGAGGACAGACUGGAGCAGAGCUGCAGAGCAGGCACAGGUUCGAGCCGGGGUGAAAGGGAUGGAGGAGACCACGCCUGCACCAUCAGAUCUGCCUGUGUUGGAAAAAGAAGUAACCGAUGGAACGACUUUACCCGAUACCGUCCGAUCAGAGAGCCCAACCGUCCAGCUAAUGGGACUAGAAGAAUACAGCCAGUACCCAGUGGCCACCGUUGGGGGUGUUUUGACCGUGAGGCAGCUGAUUUUCUAUCGUGGAAUGGCUCUUGCUGUUGCAGUUGCUGCUCUUUUAGUGGGAAUUUUCAUAAGAGUCUUUCAGUGACCGGGGCCAAAACAAGAAUUAUCAGCCGCCGACACACUAGACGUGAUAAUUAUCAUGAUGUAUGAGGCUGGGAGGUUACCCUGUUGUGCGCACAGUGGUUUGUCUCUUCACUGUGGGUGGAAAGGAUAUCGGGAAUGUUUUCUGUUAUCCCGAGAAUCUGCACUGUGCUGAUGGAGAUCACGAAAGGAGUUAUAAGUCUAAGUUUCUCAUAAACGUUAACUCUAUCAUGGGUUUUAAGUCUGUAGAUUUGAUUUUCCCUGCCCUAAGCAUUUUCCGCUCUUACCUUGAAUAUCUUCUUUCUUUCGGGAAAGUUCAUUGCCCUCUAAACUUGAUUGCUGAUCCAGUUUGGGUUGUAUUUCUCUGUUAACGUAUUUGAUCUUGUCAGUGUGUAUUAAGUGCCUGUUCAAGUGCUGUCUCAGGUAUUGCCAUGUAAGUUUUUCUAAA
This is a messenger RNA of Hyaena hyaena (striped hyena), 2160 nucleotides long. RefSeq names its product multidrug and toxin extrusion protein 2-like. Gene Ontology annotation, biological process: xenobiotic detoxification by transmembrane export across the plasma membrane. The record is from RefSeq and is a predicted model, not a curated record. The transcript has 17 exons. The coding region runs from base 1 to 1716 and encodes 571 amino acids. Gene Ontology annotation, molecular function: antiporter activity; xenobiotic transmembrane transporter activity. NCBI's taxonomy places the organism in Eukaryota, Metazoa, Chordata, Mammalia, Carnivora, Hyaenidae. Gene Ontology annotation, cellular component: membrane.